CAUAAAGGCUGUGGCAGGGGCGCUUGCCAGGAGCCAGCCCGGGCUUUCCUGAGGUGCAGGAGCUCUCCCCAGGGUGCAGGAGCUGUCCCUAGCUGUGGCAGGUGUCUGCAGGGAACCGCUCGCCUCCGCGAGCACAGGAGUGUCUGGGGUAAUUCCUCUGCGAGAUGCAGGGCUGGGCGUUUUACGUGAGUAGUGCCUGGGUGUCCGGAGCUGUUUGAUUGCCACGUGACACAAAACGAAACCGAAUUCGGCAGGAGUGGUGGCAGAGGCAUGGCUGAGCCAGGCGGGUUGAGCGGGGAGGGCGAGGCAGGGCGGCUGGGUCCCUCUCCUUUUCCCCUUUAGCUCCCGGUCACAGCACAGGUAGGUGAUGGCGUGCUUUGGCUUACCUGCCUGUCGAGCAGAUGUAAUUAGAACUCCCCCCGCAUACGGCUUGCAGGAGGCGAAGUCAAUUUUUGGAAAACGCGACAAAAUCCCGAAGUGUUUUCUCAAAAACUGCGCAUGGAGUCAGACUUCAGAACAAGCCUUCUGAUUUCUAAACGGCAUAGAGGUGGUCAUUCCAAACGAGAGCAAGCGCAGCAAGAAAGUGAAUGAGGAUGCAGCUGCGAAGUGGUUCCUGGAAGGAGGUGGGCAGGCUUUGUCCACUGCUUCGCCGCUGUAAACGGUGACGUCUUCGCUCCUCGGCUCCGGUGAAACCUCACAGCUGCCUCCCGCACGGCUACCAGAGGCACGGCACCAUUAGAGUUGCAUAACUUCACGUGUGGGCUAGCAGAGCGAGGAGCAUGCUCAGCUGUGGGUGUAGGAAUAUAGUACUCUGGGAGCAAUUAAGAGUCAUUAACUCCAAGUACUUGUUAGCGGAUGUGACGCAAGUUAGUUGCAAGUUGCUUAACUUCUGAGGUCAAGAUGAGCUCAGGCAUCUCCGGUGAGUGCGCUUAGUGCCCCUGAGGCUGGGGGGCUGUCCGCAGGGACAGGCUGUGACACCAGGGCUCGAACUGCGAAACCCUGAGGUUCGUUACAUGACUUACGUGGAAUGGCAGCUUCACAGCACCUCUGCAAGCUGGGACCGCGCGUUUGCAUUGAGAAGUGCAGACCCGUGGGUUCCUAGCUUGUGUCUCCUGUGUUGAAGUGUGCAGGGAAUUCACAGCGCUGUGCUGGGACUCGCUGUUAUUCAGCCGGCGUUCAAAGAAGCGAUAGCGAAACUUCGUAAUAAACAACAGCCUCCUUACCUGGGUGAAGAGGAUGAUGGUUUUUUUCCCAAUUACAAAUUAACCAACUGAUACAAAAGCCAACAAUGAACAGAGCGGUAGAGCAUCAUGCCCACAUUGCCUACUCUAAAUGCAUAGGAGAUGGCACCUUAAUAUUCAGUGUCUGCGUUUAUAACGAUUUAAGUCCGAGGACAGUCUCACCACCUGUGCUUGGAAGACUCACGCUUGUGCCAGAUGUCAGUCAUGGAAAGCAGUCCAUAAUAAGAAAACCUAGGAUAAACUCUCAGUUGGUGGCACAACAAGUUGCCCAGCAAUAUGCAACCCCACCGCCACCUAAGAAGGAGAAGAAGGAAAAGGUGGAAAAACAAGACAAAGAAAAGCCUGACAAAGAGAAGGAAAUUAGUCCAAGUGUUACAAAGAAGAACACUAACAAGAAGACUAAACCAAAGUCAGAUAUUGUGAAAGAUCCUCCUAGCGAAGCGAAUAGUAUACAAUCUGGGAAUACUACAACAAAGAUGAGCGACUCAAAUCACACUUCAAGACCCAGACUGAAAAAUGUGGACAGAAGUACUGCACAGCAGCUGGCAGUCACAGUGGGAAAUGUCACAGUAAUUAUCACAGACUUUAAAGAAAAGACUCGCUCCUCUUCCACGUCGUCUUCUACAGUGACCUCCAGUGCAGGAUCAGAACAACAGAAUCAGAGCAGCUCGGGCUCUGAGAGCACAGACAAGGGCUCGUCCCGUUCCUCCACGCCAAAGGGGGACAUGUCGGCAGUCAAUGAUGAAUCUUUCUGAAAAUUGCACAUGGAGUUGUGGAAACUAUGAAUCAGGGUAUGAAAUUCAAACACUCCACCUGCCCAUGCUGUUCAGAUCCUGGAGAGCCUCUUUUGUGCUUGAACACACAUUUUCUUGGACAUCGACCUCUUACUGAUGCAACCAGGAUAAUUUCUGCUUGCCGUGGGCAUCUGGCCACCAAGGAAUUUCUCACCCUAACGAUUACUCUUGACACUUUUAUGUAUUCCAUUGUUUUAUAUGAUUUUCCUAACAAUCAUUUAUAAUUGGAUGUGCUCCUGAAUCUACUUUUUUAUAAUAUCUGCUGUGCACAAUUUUCCAUGAACAUUACAACUUUUUGUUUUGGGAUAGGGAGUGGGUGGGGAGGGAAGGGGGCUUUAUUUAUUGCAUUCACAAACUCCAUCCUCUCUCAACAUAUCCUUUUUAAGUUCAGUUCUUCUUCCAGUUAUACUGUGUACUAUCAGUUUUGAUAUAAAUUAUAUAUAAAUAUAUAUAUAAAUAAAUAUAUAUAAAGGGUUAUUUGAAACCAAUACAUGGAAACGCUGGUGCUUGAAACACUGUGAAGUGAAAAAAAAAUAUUGAACAGUUAAAGAUCCGGGACAGUCCCCUUCUGUGAAAGUGCUGAAACUGAAAUGGAACUGGUCUUAGGUGAAAAGCGUUCCUGAAGGUUUGAACCUAGAUGGGACCCAUUCUCUCGAUUUGUUCCUUCCCCAUUUCUUCCCUAAGCAAUGGCUAUAAGUGUACUGGACACAGUUUUGAUUUUUUUUUUUUUAUACCUUGGGAUUUGAAAUCAGGAGAUUGCUCCAGAUAAAUGUGUAUUUCUACUAGGGUAACUCAGCUUGACAGCUUGCAGGUUCGUGUCCAGCUGGAGCGUAAGUGUUCAGAACUAGUCUGGUGCCAGCACGCCACGGAUUCACGCGUUUCGGUAACAUCAGCACUGCUAUGUCGUGCAUAGCCAACCCCCCAGAAGUUCGGUAUCCUUAGGUUUAAUGACUUUUAUCAGUUUUCCAGUCCUGCGUCGACGACUGAGGUAACGUUAAAACUGGAGCUGUUCGCUGUGGGUUUUGCUGCGCCCAGCGGUGUGCGGGUCGGUCAUCGUCCGCUCCCUCCCGCCUGUCCUGUCCGUGCUGCCGGGAUCGCUGUUCUGUUUGAAUUCCGGCCCUAUCCCAGGGAUGAUCUCUGAGCAGCGUGUCAUCUGGUGAGGAUGUUAGGCUUGUCCACACUAGGACACUCUGGGCAUGCUGCUGGGGAAGCAGGCGUAGUGAUGAGCUGCCCCGCUGGCGAGCCCGCAGCGCCUGCGACUCCUGCUUGCGCCCAGUAUCUCUUCGGUUGCGUUCUGAAGCUGUUCGGGCUGUAACUUCUUCUCCUGGCCUGUUAGUGUUGCUUUACAGUUUACCUUCCAUGCACUAUCCUGCUAAAACACUAGUCUGAGGAGGUGAAACAAACUUUAAAAAAAAAAAAAAAAAAAAAAACACACCUCUUUGGCUUUUCAUCUUUGUUUAGUGGCCCCAGGGUGCCCUGCAGUAAUUUCAGGCACAGAGGCUGUGGCUUUAUUCGACAUCAAAUGCAUAACUUCUGGGUGUGAGGAAAGAGGGCCACUUCUUGACAACUUCGUGCCAGCUUGUUGUGUUGUGAAUUAUUUGCUUAGCAAGAGUGAUUUCUCUUUGUGGAGGCAAUGGAUUUGAAAUUUCCUUUAAAAUCGUGUGGUUUUGAGUAGCAGACGUAGGUUCCUUUCACACUAGCGACAGAAAUCUGUGAGGUACCAAUCCAUUACCACCUCCGCUCGAAGAUACGUGCGGUGGCAAUGCCUUUGUGGUGGUGGUUUUAUUCUGAGUACGUUGAUAUGGACACCCCAACUUAAUUCCGCUUAUAUUCACAGUAUAGGCUGUCUGUACCUUUUUAAGCAUUUUUGAAGUAUUUAUUAAAGAACCAAAGGAAAACAGAUGCUUCCUAUGAGCAUCAAGACAAUUUAUUAUACAUAGUUUUAAAUACUAUGAAUUUCUCAAUCCACAUUUUAACAUUAGUGGGAUAUUGCAAAGACAUUCCUUUUUCCAGUUUUUACUAUUCCUUUAAGGGUCUCAGGGAGGGUAAACUGGUCAGCCAUAUUUAUUUAUUUUACUGAAAUGUAUUGGAAUAAUUUUUUAAGAGAGAUUUUUUGAAGAUGCCCCUGAACUUGUAUAUUUUGCACUGCUUUAUAAAUGAUCCAUUAUCGAUUAGGCUUGCGUGCAUUUUGGCCGUGAUCCAGCAAAGCGUGUAAGCGAGUGGCAAGUCCCUUCAGCGGGGCUCUUUCUGGUGCUUAGUCAAACACGUGCUUGCAUUCUUUGUUGAAUCUGGGAAUUUGUGCAAAAAAAAAAAAAAAGCAUUGUGUGUACCAGGAAAUUGCUUCUUUUUAAAGUGAAUGGACCUGUAGAUUAGUUGAAAAAGCUUUAACGCAGUAACCAGCUACUCAUAGGCUACUGAUUAAGUCAGUGAAAUCUGUUUCUUUGGGUGUGCCUCCUUGAUAAAGUAGCUUACUAUACAUAAGUGGGAAAAUUUCUUUGGAACAAGUGACCUGUAAUUCUGCAUUUAGUAGAAAUUGCUAGCUAAGCGUUGAACUUACCCGGCCUCAUUCGUAGCUGUUGUGUUGUGGAUUUGGAGGAUAGCGUUUGCUUUUACACUUGAUUUCUGAAGUUAGCACCCCCAAGGCAUGUGUCUGGAAAUGGGAUUCCCUUCACACGUUGCGUCCUCUGGUUAUCCUGCUGUUGUUGGGGAGCAUGUUUAAAGCCAACCAAGCCAACAAAAACACUAGUAUAGAGGAAGGACCAGGCUCUUGGUAUUCAGUGGCACGGAAAGCAGGUAAGUAAAGCACAGUGUUACGUUCGCUAAGUUUCAACUUUUACACAGACACACACAUACACCAACACAGCUUGCCUGACUUGCUCAGUUUGACAUAGUUACGCAAAGGAGAAAUUAAAAAAAAAAAAAAGGCAUUUUACACAACCAGGCUAUUUAUUUUAAUUGGAACACUUUGCUCGUUUUGAAUUGGACAGAUCUAAAACAUGGCAGUAGCUUCCGCGAGUUUAUUUCCACUGAGACGUCUUCACCUGCCUUACCAAGAUCAUUCUCAGUCUACUUUUUUAAGCUCUACCAUAAACUUAAAUUAUUGAAAAUUUAUUAAUUGCUGACUAUAUAAUAACCUUUGCUUGUAUGUAACCGAAUGGUUUUAAGAGCCAACAUUUAGAGUAUGACAAUGGAGCUGAACAGUUUUUAAUGCGCAAGCAGUUCUGUUCUUGUGUAUGACUUGUAACCUUAAUUUACUGUGUAAAGAUGGUUACAUUAUUUCCUUAGCUUUGUUUGUUGGAGACAAAUAUAGAAUGCUUGUUUAAGUAUGUCAAAACAUAAUCUUAUCUUGUGGAUUUUUAUGUUAAUGUAUUAUACGAGCUAUAUUUUUCAUUUGCCCAGAAAGACAGCUUGUAUAACGCUUUUGAAAGUUUUUCCGCUCUGUAAAGUCUUUAGAGCUGACAGUCCUGUUAGGUUUGUUUUAAUCUUCAUGCUAAAGUGUCAAUGGUGGUUUUGUGAACUGGUCAGAAAUUCACAGGUCUUAAAUGUUUUCGGGAAAUUUAUAUUGGACACUGCUCUUUGUCUAGCAAAUAAAAGAUGUUAAUAUAUUCCUGUUACUGGCAUGUGCACGACUGUUAUUAGAAGCCACUUUAUCAUUUUCCUGCUUUAAAUAGAAAUGUCUAUUUAUGAAUUCUGCUUGUAGUUUUUUCACAAAUAAAAUAG
Messenger RNA from Cygnus olor (mute swan), 5755 nucleotides. RefSeq names its product RING1 and YY1 binding protein (gene RYBP). Lineage: Eukaryota; Metazoa; Chordata; Aves; Anseriformes; Anatidae. The record is from RefSeq and is a predicted model, not a curated record. Gene Ontology annotation, cellular component: nucleus. Gene Ontology annotation, biological process: positive regulation of DNA-templated transcription. The transcript has 4 exons. Bases 1289 to 1996 code for a protein of 235 amino acids. Gene Ontology annotation, molecular function: transcription coregulator activity; DNA binding.